Messenger RNA from Sinocyclocheilus grahami, 2208 nucleotides. RefSeq names its product GTPase IMAP family member 8-like. Bases 1 to 2208 code for a protein of 735 amino acids. The record is from RefSeq and is a predicted model, not a curated record. The transcript has 4 exons. Gene Ontology annotation, molecular function: GTP binding. Lineage: Eukaryota; Metazoa; Chordata; Actinopteri; Cypriniformes; Cyprinidae.
AUGGCUACAUGUGAAGCAAGUGAAUUUGGAGUCCAGUUUCUCUUUGAUUUGAGGAUAGUGUUAUUGGGAAACAGAGCAGCAGGGAAAACCUCUUUGGCAAACCUAAUAACAGGUCAUGCAGAGCCUCAUCUAAAGAGAACGGCCCAGUGUGUGAAGAUGCAUGGAGAUUUUGCCGGAAGGCAGGUCACUGUAGUUGAUACGCCGGGCUGGUGGAAGAACUACCUUGUCAAAGAAACCCCUGAAUUUCAAAAACAAGAGAUUGUGCUUAGCGUAGCUCAUUGUCCUCCUGGGCCCCAUGCGGUUCUGCUGAUCAUACGUGUCGAUGCUUUAUUCAAAGAAAAGCACAGGAGGUCAGUGCAGGAACACCUGGAACUUCUGAGCGAGAGAGUCUGGACCCACACUAUAGUUGUGUUCACAUAUAGAGACCAGCUACAGGAGCAAACUUUAGGAAAGUACAUUGAAAGUGAAGGAGAGUCUCUUCUGCUCUGGCUAGUGGAGAAAUGUGGACACAGAUAUCAUGUUCUUAAUACUGAGAGAGCCACCGGUACGCAGUUGACGGGGUUAAUGGGGAAAAUAGACGCAGUGGUCGUGGGAAACGGUGGCUGUCAUUUUGAAAUGGACAGAAAAUGGAUGUAUAUGGUGGAAGGAAUGAUGACGAAGAGAUACAUGAGAGCAAACCAGAGGAGGAAGAUGGUACAAGAACAAUGGGAGACUCCACUUGUACGACAAGGUCUCAAACAUGUCCACAUUCCUAAGAUGAGGAUGAUAAUGUUAGGUUUCCGAAGAUCUGGUAAGAGUUCAGCUGGAAACACCGUUUUGAGUAUGGCGACAUUCAUCUCCAAGAGAACAUCCACGUGUGUGAGAAGACAAGGCGAGGUGGAUGGGAGACAUGUGACUAUAGUGGACACUCCAGGCUGGUGGAAGUCUCUCCCAGUGGCUGACACUCCUGAACUGGAUAAAGAGGAGAUUUUAUUCAGCAUGUCUCUCUGUCCACCAGGACCGCACGUGCUUCUGCUGACUCUGCGUGUAGACAUGUCAUUCACAGCAGCAGAGAAGAAAUCAGUGGAGGAGCACAUGCAGCUUCAUGAUGAGAGAGUGUGGGCUCAUACCAUAGUGCUGUUCACCCAUGGAGACUGUCUGGGGGACGUGACUGUUGAAGAGUUCAUUGAGAGUGAAGGGGAGGCUCUACAGUGGCUAGUUGAGAAAUGUGGGAACAGAUAUCAUGUCCUCAACAAUGAGAACUGGAAUGAUGGCAGUCAGAUCACAGAGCUGCUGGAGAAAAUCGAGAAGAUGGUGGCACAAAAUAGGGGCCAUUAUUAUGAAAUUGACCUUAAGACACUGAAGGAGGUGAAGCAGAAAAGGAAAGCAGUGGAAAGGAAAGCAAAGGCAAGAGCAAAAAAACAAAGACAGAUGAGGAAGAUGGACAGAACAAUAAAGAGUAAGAUACUGCAUUUCUCAGAAUUUUCUCUUGUGCUGCUGGGUUAUGGAGAAUCUGGGAAGAGUUCAACAGGGAACACCAUCCUCGGCAGACAGGUGUUUGGGUCAAGAAGAACCGCCCGGUGUGUUCAGAGACAUGGAGAGGUGGGAGGACAGCAGGUCAGCAUCAUAGACACCCCUGGUUGGUGGAAGCAUCUGCCCACAGAUCAAACCCCUGAACUAAAUAAAGACGAAAUCACACAGAAUGCAUCUCUAUCCGCUUCUGGACCGGUCGCUUACAUUUUGGUCCUUCGUGCUGACUGUUCCUUUAAAGAGCAAGAGCGGAAGGCGAUGGAGGAUCAUUUGAGGCUUUUGGGCUCCAUGGUUUGGGAUCAUAGUAUAGUUCUGUUCACAUUUGGGGACCUGCUCGGAGACAGAGCCAUUGAGCAGCACAUUGAAUGCGAGGGAGAAGCUCUGCAGUGGCUUGUUGACAGAUGUGGAAACAGGUAUCAUGUUUUUAAUAAUAAGGCCAAGGGUGAGAGCCAUCAGGUCACAGAGCUGCUGGAAAAGAUACAGGAGAUGAUUUCAGCAAACAGCGGGUGCAAUGACAAGGGCAUGCAGGUGCUGCGGGAGGUGAUGGAGGGGAGGAGGUUGGAGGAAGACCGAGCAAACACCAGACUGAAGAUGCAGGGACAAAGAGAGGAAGAUGAAUCCGAUGAUGUAUUUGAUGAUGGUGAAGAUGAUGAAGUCAUCUGGGAGUCGAGAGCAUGGAAAUGGACAACAGCCGUAUGA